Achroia grisella is the source of this 2100-nucleotide messenger RNA. It is a transcript of the gene Eaat2, whose product is annotated as excitatory amino acid transporter 2. Lineage: Eukaryota; Metazoa; Arthropoda; Insecta; Lepidoptera; Pyralidae. Gene Ontology annotation, cellular component: plasma membrane. Bases 326 to 1918 code for a protein of 530 amino acids. Gene Ontology annotation, biological process: L-glutamate transmembrane transport. The transcript has 9 exons. The record is from RefSeq and is a predicted model, not a curated record. Gene Ontology annotation, molecular function: L-glutamate transmembrane transporter activity; neutral L-amino acid transmembrane transporter activity; glutamate:sodium symporter activity.
CAGUGGCUCACAUUUAUUUGGAAUAAAAAAAAUGCAAUCAUAUUUCAAAUAACUUUUCUAAAUUAAACCGUACUAACUUAAACAUAAAGUGUAUUUGUUGAUAUAAAAUAUUGAUUUCUGCUAUUUAUAAUACCAAUAAAUUUAUCCAAUGCAUUGUAAACACUAUCGGGAAACAAUGAUAUCCUAAAUGUCUAUUUACAUUUAUUUCAUUAAACAAUAAAUUAUUAUUUUAUUCUAUCAAAAGUCAUAAACAACGGUCUCCGGUUAUCCAUUAAAAACAAACCAGAUCUGAAGAUCUGGACUGCCGAGUCCAACUUCACCUGUAAUGGAGAAAAGUGAACGGUUUUCAGAAUAUCUAUUCGCUAAGAUGGGCCCAGGAGAUGGGGGGCCGAAGACAACGGAGGACCGGACGGCGCCGGUAGAGCCCACUGGUGCCAGGAAGUGGCUGGCAGAUAACAUCAUGCUGGUGAUCACCUUGAUUGGAGUGCUUUUCGGGAUUGCUGUAGGAUUUGGACUUCGCCCCUACCAUCUCGGCCCCGAUGCGCUCAUGAUAAUUUCAUACCCUGGAGAGCUCUUCAUGAGAUUGUUGAAGUUAAUGAUACUACCUUUAAUCAUAGCGAGUCUAAUCGCUGGGUCUGCAAGUUUAAAUGCGAAGAUGAGCGGAAAAAUCGCAGUCCGGACUCUUCUAUACUUUAUACUUACUUCCAUGUUUAAUGCCUUCCUUGGUAUAUUACUGGCUACGAUGAUACAUCCUGGACAACCAGAGUUAAGGGACGAUCAUCAUGCUGUGGUGGAGAAUAAGAGAGACCAUAAGAUCUUGGAUAGCAUACUUGAUAUUGGAAGGAACAUAUUUCCGGAUAAUAUCGUACAAGCAGCCUUUCAACAAGCCCACACAGUGUACACAGAACCACCGACAAUGUUUGCUAGAAAUUUCACUGAAAAUGAUACUCUGCCUAACUUGGUAAGAGUUGUAUCCUAUAGAUCUGGUACUAACACUCUUGGCUUAGUAUUUUUCUGCCUAGUUUUCGGAAGUCUUCUGGGCACCCUGGGGCCUAAAGGACAGGUGGUGAUAGACUUCUUCCAGGCUAUAUUCGAGGUGAUCAUGAAGAUGGUGACGGGUGUCAUGUGGUUUACACCUUUGGGUGUCAGCAGUGUCAUAGCUGGCAAGAUACUUGGUGUUAGCAAUGUCGCUACAGUAAUGUCACAACUAGCAUGGUUUAUAGCAACAGUCACCGUUGGUGUAUUUUUCUAUCAACUUAUUGUAAUGCAGCUCAUAUACUUUGCAUUCCUCAAGAAGAAUCCGUACAAAUUCUAUCUUGGACUCACUCAAGCAAUGCUGACUGCAUCAGCUACCGCAUCUACAGCUGCAGCUCUUCCAGUGACAUUUCGAAGCAUGGAAGGCCCUCUACGGAUAGACCCUCGAAUUACCAGAUUCGUGCUUCCAAUUGGUUGCAACAUCAAUAUGGACGGAACGGCAUUAUUUCUGUCUGUAGCUAGUAUUUUUGUGUGCCAGAUGAAUAGUAUACAUUUGGGAUUUGCGCAAUUAGCAACAAUAUUUUUAACAUCAACCGCGGCGUCAGUAUCAUCAGCAUCAGUACCAUCAGCCGCAAUGGUAUUACUACUCGUGGUAUUAGCAGCCGUUGAUGCCCCUACACAUGAUGUGUCCCUGUUAUUUGCUGUGGAUUGGCUUGUAGAUCGAAUACGUACAACGAAUAAUAUGUUGGGAGAUUGCUAUGCAGCUGCAGUCGUCGAGCAUUUAUCUAAAAACGAGUUGAUGGCUUGCGAUGCAGUUUCUACUGAUCCAGCCCUCAAUUGUUUGACUCCCACCACCAACACUGAGGUUGACAUCGGCGUAGUAAAAUGCGAUGACGUCAUCAUCGAUAUGCACCAGAAUCAUUGUGAUUCCAAUAGGAUUUAGUUUUAAAUAGAAAUUAAGUUACAAAAAUAAGACUAAGUAUUAUAUUGUGUGAAGGUCAUCAUAAAUGGAUGAGUGAUUGCAAAAGUGAGAUUAGAACCUUGUCCAAUGCCUAACCAGAAAUUUAUUAUAUAGACCCUUUUAAUAUCGGUGUAAUACAUAAGCAUGUAGGUAUACAUGUAUAA